This is a messenger RNA of Blastocystis hominis, 695 nucleotides long. RefSeq lists its product as hypothetical. Gene Ontology annotation, cellular component: RNA polymerase II transcription regulator complex. Gene Ontology annotation, biological process: positive regulation of transcription by RNA polymerase II. The transcript is spliced from 4 exons. The record is from RefSeq and is a predicted model, not a curated record. Bases 1 to 675 code for a protein of 224 amino acids. Gene Ontology annotation, molecular function: protein dimerization activity; DNA-binding transcription factor activity. NCBI's taxonomy places the organism in Eukaryota, Bigyra, Opalinata, Blastocystidae.
AUGUCUACACUUCCAUCAAAGAGUGAAGACAAACUCGAGAAAAGUCCUAUUAGUACAGACCAACUGCAGGCCUCUAGUACUACCUCGAACUACGAUGAUCUUUACGACGAUAUAUCCCCCGAGUUGCAGUCUUUGGCAUCUCGGAAGGAGUCACACAGGGCAAGCGAGCGCAAACGGAGGGAAAGACUGAGCGUCAGUAUGGCAGCUCUAGAUUCCAUCAUCCGUUCUACGCGUAAGUUUGCGAAUAAGAAGAAUGUGAAGCUGGAUAAAAACUCCGUUAUCGAGCAUGCUAUUGCCUAUAUCAAGGAGCUUCAGCAGGUGAACGAAAUCUAUGAAAAACGGCUUGAAGAAUCGAUGACCCAAAUAAAGUCAUUACGAGAAAUAAUAUCAAAUUAUGCCUGUAAUAUGAACGUUUCCCCAUUUUUGCCGAGGAGCACCCAAACUCCCUUUCCUGCUCCUCCUCCUGUAGAUGUCACUCCUAAACUUAAUCAGCAGCAGUUUUACGGUUAUAUGUCUCCUGCAAUGAACUAUUCCAUACCAACCAUGCCCAUGCCCGUAGAUAACUCGAGGCAGGUGCAAUGGUCCUAUUUUCCACAGCCUGUUGAGGUGCAACUACCUCCGCGUCCUUUUGAUACCUUGGUGAAGGUGGCAACACAGACCCUGACCGACAAAUAAUAAUGAUAGUAGUGCAUAAU